This is a messenger RNA of Solenopsis invicta (red fire ant), 1130 nucleotides long. Its product is annotated as protein TSSC4. NCBI's taxonomy places the organism in Eukaryota, Metazoa, Arthropoda, Insecta, Hymenoptera, Formicidae. The transcript has 2 exons. The record is from RefSeq and is a predicted model, not a curated record. Bases 154 to 897 code for a protein of 247 amino acids.
GUUUCGAGUGUUGUAGAAAAAAUUUCGGCGUGGCCGCUUGGAAUGUUGGCACCAUUGUUACUGCCGAGCGAAACCUAACCUCAACUUAAACCUGAACCUAAACAGAUCCGAAUCGACAUCGACUUCCAGCGAGGAGCGUGAGUCACUUUUAAAAUGCACACGUCCACCAAUUUUAUUCUACGCGGUGGUGACGCAGCAUUCGCCAAUAGACAGCGAAUGUUGUUCAAUGAGCUGUCGAUCGCAGAAAGUAAAUGCAAUAAACAUGAUAAAUCUGAGGAUGACAUGGAGACGAACGAACGCGGGAAGAGGCCAGCCUUGAGCGAUGACCGGAGGCAGAAGCGAGAAACGAAGAGAUUUCGCGGCAAAGAAAGCAUCUUUAAGCGUCCUGAGGGUCCGGCGCCACGCGCCAAUUUCAGAAGCAUUCCGGACUAUCACAGAAAUCCGCACAAGUGGGUCAAGUACAGUCUGGACGACGUGUCCAGCGAAGACAUGACGGAGCACAGUAACACGCAGGCAGCUAUGUCGUUCCUGAGAGAGCUGAAGGCGCGUAAGGAGAAAGAGAAGGUUGAUGAGUCUGAUGAGGAGAUGGACAUCGAGUCUUGCGAGUCAAAUGCAUCAGAUUCUACGGAGACACGAUUCAAGUCUAAGAAACGUGCGUUGUCAUCGCAAAUUACGUUCAGAAAACCGCGGGCAAGAGAGACAACGGAAGAUAGCGCGGUGAUUGUAGAGCUAGAUGAUAAGCCUGUAUUCAGAAGCAGUAAGAUUAUUCUGCCAGAAUAUGUGAUUGGACAGAAACCAAAGAGGUCGUGUAAACAGAAUCGGCCGGUUAAGGUCAAUCGCUCAAAAGAACUGAGAUUAGACCAUUUACAAGAACCAGAUGAAGAGGAAGAUGAUUAAAAAUGUAUAAAAAUGAUGAGAAACAGAGAUGAUAAGUGUAUAAAAUUAUUGUACACAAACACAAAUAUUAUGAACAUUUUUUAAACAAGAAAAUCAUGAAUGUUCAUGAAUAUUCUCCAAGUGUAUAAAACUUGUUGAAAGAGAUGCAUAUUAAUCUUGUGUUUGCAAUAUCUAGUACAAAGAUUACAUAUCACAUAUUGCAAGUAAAGAAUAAAAGUCUUUCAAUAUGUGUA